Molecule: messenger RNA, 1367 nt
Organism: Podarcis raffonei (Aeolian wall lizard)
Lineage: Eukaryota; Metazoa; Chordata; Lepidosauria; Squamata; Lacertidae
Product: vomeronasal type-2 receptor 26-like
Exons: 2
Coding region: 447-1367 (306 amino acids)
Biological process (GO): G protein-coupled receptor signaling pathway
Cellular component (GO): membrane
Molecular function (GO): G protein-coupled receptor activity
Source: RefSeq, a predicted model, not a curated record
UCCCUGGAAAAGACCCUGAUGUUGGGAAAGAUUUGAGGGCACAAGGAGAAGGGGGCGACAGAGGACGAGAUGGUUGGACAGUGUUCUCGAAGCUACCAGCAUGAGUUUGACUAAACUGCGGGAGGCAGUGGAAGACAGAAGUGCCUGGAGUGCUCUGGUCCAUGGGGUCACGAAAAGUCGGACACGACUAAAUGACUAAACAACAUGUGCUGCCUCAGCACAUAUGGUUCCUACAUUUAACAUUUCUGACCCUCCUGUUUACUGAUAGAUCACCUGAUGUUACCUGAAUCCCCUAAAACAUUUUCUUAAUAUUAACCCUUUCGUGUCCCUUUGGAUAGGUGCCACCCCUUUCCUUAUGUAAUGCCAACUGCCAUCCUGGUUAUGAGAAGAAAAAGAAGGAGGGGAAGAAGUUCUGUUGUUAUGAUUGUGAUCCAUGUCCUCGUGGGAUGUUCUCAGAUGAGAAGGGGUUGGAAACCUGUGCCAGAUGUCCUGUGGAUCAAUAUCCAAAUGAAGAGCAGAAUGAGUGCAUUCCCAAGAAACCAAAUGUCCUAGGCUUUGGUGAAACUUUGGCCAUGGUUUCAACUUUUUCUGCGCUUUUAUUCUCUCUGAUCACAGCUAUGGUACUUGGCCUUUUCAUUAAGCACCGGAACACUGCCAUCGUCAAAGCCAAUAACAGAAGCCUCACUUACAUUCUCCUCAUCUCCCUCCUCUUGUGUUUCCUGUGCUCCUUGAUGUUCAUUGGAAUGCCUAAUAAGGCAACCUGCCCACUCCGACAAACAGCUUUUGGCAUUGUCUUCUCUGUGGCCCUCUCCAGCAUCUUGGCCAAGACUAUUUCAGUGGUUUUGGCAUUCAUGGCUACAAAGCCAGAUUCCACAAUCAGGAAGUGGCUAGGCAAAAAACUGGCUUACUCCAUCGUCCUUUCCUGCUCUUUGAUUCAAGUAGGAAUCUGUGCCUUCUGGUUGGCAACCUCUGCCCCAUUCCCAGAUGUGGACAUGCAUUCAAGCAGUGAAGAAAUUAUAUUCUUAUGUAAUGAGGGGUCAGUUGUCAUGUUCUAUGCUGUUUUAGGCUACAUGGGCUUCCUGGCCAUCAUCAGCUUCACUGUGGCCUUCUUAGCCCGGAAGUUGCCCGACAGCUUCAAUGAAGCCAAGUUCAUCACCUUCAGCAUGCUGGUCUUCUGCAGUGUUUGGUUCUCCUUUAUUCCCACAUACUUGAGCACCAGAGGAAAAUACAUGGUGGCUGUGGAGAUCUUCGCCAUCUUGGCUUCCAGUGCUGGGCUGCUGGGUUGCAUCUUUUCCCCUAAAUGCUACAUUAUUGUGGUGAGGCCUGAGCUGAAUAACAGAGAGCAGCUGAUACGGAGAAAGAUGUAA